Messenger RNA from Hyphopichia burtonii NRRL Y-1933, 1500 nucleotides. It is a transcript of the gene SAS2, whose product is annotated as Sas2p. The record is from RefSeq and is a predicted model, not a curated record. The transcript has a single exon. Bases 374 to 1429 code for a protein of 351 amino acids. Gene Ontology annotation, biological process: regulation of DNA-templated transcription. Gene Ontology annotation, molecular function: histone acetyltransferase activity. Lineage: Eukaryota; Fungi; Ascomycota; Pichiomycetes; Serinales; Debaryomycetaceae.
GCGUAUCUUUUCUUUCCUUCUAAAUGUCGCGUGGAAAUCAAAGGGUCGAAGAAACGACAAUGUCGAGUCGAAAGACAUCCUCUUUGUAUAAAGACCUAGUUGAAAUUCAUUAACCAACAAAGCCCUACUUCUUACAACAGUGGAAGCUACAACUCAUCAAUAAGACGUCACUGCUCAUAAUACACUUUCGUUUGUCUUUGCUUUCACACCACUUCUUUUGGGAAAUUUUUUUAUUUUUUAAUUUUUUUUUUUUCAACUUUUCAUAUUCAUCUCUGCUUCCAUCUAUUGAUAAGAUACUCGGUAAGGUGCUUGGAGAGAAAGCCACUCGUUAAUCAUCGCCUGUAUCGUAUUGGACUAAAGCUCAAAUUUUCUCAUGGGCAACAGUCAGAAUCAGAAUGGUACCAAAAAGCUGAAAAAAGAAGAGGAAGGGACUUAUGGGAUUCUCGAUAGCAGAAAUAUCGAUCGUGUUCAGCUAGGUGAUUACGAGUUCGACACUUGGUAUGGAAAUGCUGCCUAUUUCAGCACUCAAGAUCACGAGCAUGAUCAAUUGGGUAUUGAUUUUAUGAAGAAUCCCACCAUCCCGAAUGGAAAAACAAAGGGACGAAAGAAAAGUACCGACCUCAACAAGUCAUACUGGAUUGAUCGACUUUACGUCUGUGAAUACUGUUUCAAAUAUACUUCUGAUGAGUCGAAGAUACUGCAACAUAGACAAGCGUGUGAUAUGAAAAAAUCAUUUCCCCCCAUAGGCACUUUGGUUUAUCGAGAUUUGGUUACUCCUUAUAUAAUCAAACGGGUUAGGGGAUUCAAACAUCCUCUUUUCCUUCAGAAUUUAUCUUUGUUUGGUAAGCUUUUCCUAGAUGAUAAAUCGGUAUACUAUCAUCUUGAUUAUUUCGAUUUCUACAUCGUUUACGGAUACGAUCCCAUUGAUAGGAAAAGUCCGUCUGAUCCUAAACCGAAUUUCAAACCAAUGGGAUUUUUCUCCAAAGAAGUCAUCACUUUGGAUAACGAUAAUAAUCUAAACUGCAUCUGUGUGUUUCCUCCUUACCAACGACUUCAUCUCGGGUCGUUGUUGAUUGAAUUUCUGUACUCCUUGGCUGGCCUAACCAGGGGCCAGUUUAGAAGUGGCCCGGAAUUUCCUUUAUCCCCAUAUGGUAAGUUAACCUACUUGAAGUUUUGGUCCAGAAAAUUGUCUUAUGUAUUAGCUUCUUCAAAUUUCAAAAACUCAGAUAAAAUCACAUUGAAACACCUAGCAGAUAUAACCGGCUUUCGCUGUGAAGAUAUUUUAAUGACUUUAGAGCAUAUGAAACUUCUUGUAAAACACCCAGAGUCUGAGAACGUUGAAUUGAUGUUGGGUAAUUUGGAAAACUUGAUCAACGGGAACCCCCUUGAGGAAAGGUGUCUGUUGAACAAAGAUUGUUUAUUGAUAUGAGUUAUGUUCUCUUACCUAUUGUAUACUAGCUGUAAUAUUCAUUAAUAAGUUUAAUAAAAUUUAAUAACUGC